Molecule: messenger RNA, 1828 nt
Organism: Desarmillaria tabescens
Lineage: Eukaryota; Fungi; Basidiomycota; Agaricomycetes; Agaricales; Physalacriaceae
Product: cytochrome P450
Exons: 10
Coding region: 138-1787 (549 amino acids)
Molecular function (GO): monooxygenase activity; oxidoreductase activity, acting on paired donors, with incorporation or reduction of molecular oxygen; heme binding
Source: RefSeq, a predicted model, not a curated record
CCUAAUCAUUCUUGUUCCUGUGCACUGUCUAGGUGUAUUAUUGGAUGAGCUUAUGCUCUCACCCGUGAUGUCUUGAUGCUUGCAGCAUAUAGAAACCAAGGGAUUUAUCUGACACUGCAGGAUCCUGCAUCUGAAUCAUGCCGGCUCUUUGGUCUGCGAAUGCUUUUCUCUGUGGUUUGUUCACAACAGUUUAUAUACAUCGCAAACCUGUCCGCGGCGAUGUCGCGCUUUUAUCCAUGAUAUUUUGGACCUGCCUUGUCGCUGAAUGUUACAAGAUCGUCUUUGGAACUUCUUUCCUUCACGCGGUCCAAUUUUCGGCAUAUUUCUCAGGAAUUCAUUUGUUAACUAUCGGCAUGCUAACUAUUGUGUAUCGUAUUUGCCCUUUCCAUCCUCUUUACCGGAUUCCAGGGCCUCUUUUGCAUCGCAUUACGAGUCUGAAUAUGGUCCUUAUGGUGUCUUCUGGAUAUAGAUAUCGCAGGAUGAGAGCGCUCCAUCAAAAGUAUGGGAAAUUUGUUAGAACUGGACCUAAUACGGUGUCCAUUUACAGUUCUCAGCCCAUAGCAAUGAUAUAUUCGACGGCGUCGGCAUGGAAUAAAAGUGCUGCAUAUAAUCUUUCUGGGCCGGGAUAUGGGCUGUUCUUCAUCGAAGAUAAGGAGACACAUAAUGUUCGCCAACGACACUUUUGGGCACCAGCAUUUACAGCAGAAGCACUAUCUGACUAUGAACCAAUGCUUGAGCGCCGCACAGAAAAUCUGUUGAAGGCUCUCACGACCCGACAACAGAAUUCGAGGUUGAAGAGAUGUGUUGACAUGUCACUGGCGCUUCAACAGUGGUCUCAUGACGUGACGAAUGAAAUUAUCUUCGGGGACACAUACGAUAUGGACCUCCUAAUGAAUGGUGAUGAUGAUCAUCUUGUGGAAGGCACUCUUCUUGAAGCUCAGAUGUUUGAAGCGUUGGGGGAGUCGCCGUCAUUGUUUCAUGUCCUCUGGCACCUCCCGGCAACUCGAAUCUUUCGCAUAAUGGACAACGUUGUUCGUCGCAGUGUGGAACGCCGUAAGCGACUGGGUUCUCAACAGGCUGACCUCAUGACACAUUUGCUCAGCGAUAGACCCAAUGGUAUCACUAAACUCACCGACGCUGACAUAAGGAAAGAAACGAUCCUGGCGAUUCAAGCAGGGACCAACGGGAUUUCAUCCGCUUUGACAUUCUCAUUCUUCUACUUAGCCAUGAAUAUGGAUGUCCAACAUCGUCUACAAGAGGAGCUGAAGCAAGUGUUCCGUGACCGCGAAAUCUUGGACUCGAGAGCACUUCAGGACCUUCCGUACCUCAACGCCGUGGUCAUGGAGUCAAUGCGUCUUGGCGCACCUCUAGGCUCGUUCUAUCGUUUGGUUCCAAAGGGUGGUGCGAGCAUCGAAGGGGAGUACUUUCGCCAAGACACGAUCAUUGGUAUUCCAGCCUGGGGCCAGAUGGUUUCCGAAGAUAAUUUCUAUCCGGAACCAUUUGCAUUCUUGCCUCAGCGCUGGCUUCCAGACGGACUCGGUGAAGGUUCCCGCCUGAAUAAAGGGGCAAUGAUGACCUUUUCGCAUGGUCCUUUCGGCUGCAUUGGAAAGCAGCUUGCGCAUUUAGAAAUGCGUCUCGUUCUAUCGAAAAUUCUGCUGCGGCACACUCUGGAGUUACCCCCGGAAUUUGUUCCUGAUAAGUUUCUCGAGAGCGUACAGAACAGAAGAGUUACUACUUUCCCGUAUCCUUUAUUAGUAACACUUUCUGAGGAGCACGACGUGCUGUAGAUUUGUCUCCUUGAUGACUCCUGAAUAUAAAAUUUUCGAUC